GAGAGUUGAAGAGAGAAGGAAACCAGGGAAAGAAAGAAAAGCAGGAGAGACACAGUUCUCAAGGAUUCUUGGUGUAACAGAUCUAGUGCAACAUGGAAACAGACUCUGUGACCUGUCCUCAGAGUUCUGAAUCCCAAGGUGAAUGCAGUAGUGAAGCAGGAAAGCUCUGUUUUACUAAAGAUACAGAAACUACAAUAACAGAUCACACCGAUGAAAAGAAAGACCCCCAGGACAUAAAUGAGGAGGACACAGAAGUUAUUAGUGGGUUAGAAAAAACAGAAACACCUGAAAACCAAUUCCCUCCUAAACCGCAUGAUCAUGCCACCUCCUUACCAGAGGAUGGAGCCACUAAACCAACAAUGGAAACUGUUAGCACAAUUGAUGACCAGGCUCAAGAGUGGCCACCAGUGCCAGGACUAGAAGAAGAUAUUCAACUAGAAGAGAAUGAGAGCCAGGCCACUGAGAUUCAAGUUGAUGUAAAGGAAAACUCUGAAGCUAGUGGAGCUGUUAAAACAGAUAUGAAAGACAUUCAGGGUGGAGAACCUGUUAUGACGACACAGGUAGACAAAAGCACUGACUCACCAAAAAUCCCAAAGGUGACCAGUGAAGAAGAGAGACAAGAGCUUGAGUCACAUGGCGACUCUGAUUCAAUUGUGUUCCUGUCAGAAAACAGUGACGACCUGAAUAUAGACUGCAAGUCUGUGGACUUUGCCACCACCAGAGAGCAGUGGGUGAGGCGGGACAGUCGUGAUGAGGUACAAAAUGUGCCGUAUUCCAAGAGCUCUUCAAUCACUAAGACAGAACCUUCUUCAAGAGCCCAAAGUGAAUUCAAAACUGAAUCUGGGGUUACUGCUGAAAAUGUCCAGCAGAGAGAGCUUGAGUCAAACAACUCGUAUUGUCUGACUGAGAAAGAGGUGAUGCAACAGGUGUGUGAUGAAGCUCCGCCCCUAGAAACAUUUCCAGACCAGCCAACCAAUCCAGAGCAAGAGAACUCAGGCUGUGUCUCCAUGGAAGUAAAAGAGCCACUGAUAAUCCCAGAGAGGAGGAGGGACAGUGAAAGUCAGGAGAGAGAGGCGAGUGAAACAGGUGAAGAGCGAAAGCAAACACAGACAGGUGGAACCGGAGGAAAGCAGCUGCUGGAGGUUAAGGAUCAAAGACAGGAACGGGAAAACAAAGGACAGAGCGCGGAGAGCCAGUCAAACACAAAGCCUCAUCCAGGAGAAGGGAAAGCCAAGAGAAUGCAGGUGGACCAUUUUGAUGACAGCCAAAGCGAUAGCGGUGUAUCAGCAGAUUUCUCCCCAAACAGCACCACAGAUGAAGCUCCUCAGCCCUCUGAAUCUCCUCCUUAUGAAACUCCCAUUGACAGGGAGAUCCGUUUGGCAUUGAAGAGAGAACAGAGUCUUCGGCGAUCCCGAGGACUGUGUGAUACAACUGACAUGACCAAUGAGUUUGUGGAAAUUCCUUUGAGGAAACCUAUUCUAUCUCAGGACCUCCAGAUAAGACCCAGCCAAACUCUCGACAAGGACCGUCAUUUUGCAGGAAAGAAGAUGCAGAAGGAAAUCAGUGCCGAGACAGAGAGGGAGAAGGUUCUGGUUGAACUGGGCCGACUACCUGGUUUCUACGACAAGGGAACAGAAGUACAGCUUCAAGAAAAAAAGUUGCUCUUUGAAUCUUUCCAAGAGCAAAAGGAGUCAAUUGCAGCAUUGAGGAGAGGAUCUGCCUCUAGCUAUGUAGAAUCUGCAGCUGGAAUCCUGGAGGUUGAUUCUGCGGUCAAUGUUAGACAACGCCUAAUGCAGUUCUCUCAAAAUCCUCCUACCAUACCAGUAUCCCAGUAUGAAGGCACCAACGGCAACCCACCUGCUGCUCGAGGACCUGGUCUAACUGAGGGAAUCAAGGGCCAGAUAAUCAUCAUAGAGGCCAACUCUUUCCCCACACCUCCGGUAGAACCAGCUAGUUAUAAUUCUGCAUCAUGGACAGAUGGCAGAUCUGUGAAAGUGAUGAAUUCAGCAGGAGCGAGGGCUUCGUCUGCAGAGCCUGUUAGUGCAAGACAAAGCACAAACACACAAAUGACUGAAGAUGAAGGCAUAGCGACAGAGAACCCGUUCUUCAAACUCCGCACUUCUGUAAAUCUGCAUUCUCAGGUAGAGCUGGAUAUUAAAGAGGCAAAGGAGAGAGAAAGAGAGCUACAGAAACAGAGAAACAGUCUUUAUGGGGGAGCAACCGUGGACCCAGAAGAAGCCAGGAGAAUGCGAAUGGAUUCGAAGACUGAAAGUAGAGAAAAGGUGGAAACAGGAUCCUCUAGCAAAGCGACUCUUAGUCCUCCGUCUCCUCCACGGUCAAAUUUGACUCCCUCAGGCCACCAAAUGGAUAUGUCAGUUCGGAAUCAAUCCACGGGAAAACUGGACCUAACAUGGCCACCAACCCACACUGAUGAACAACCUGGACAAACCUCAGAGAAAACCCUAAAGAUCCCAAGGCAGCGAAAUCCAUUACUUGAGCGCUGGGAGUCAGGGAUGGUGAACGGUCAUGCUGAAGACAGCGACUAAGGCUGAAACACAAAUCCCAA
This is a messenger RNA of Danio aesculapii, 2566 nucleotides long. It is a transcript of the gene misp3, whose product is annotated as MISP family member 3. Bases 93 to 2546 code for a protein of 817 amino acids. The record is from RefSeq and is a predicted model, not a curated record. NCBI's taxonomy places the organism in Eukaryota, Metazoa, Chordata, Actinopteri, Cypriniformes, Danionidae. The transcript is spliced from 4 exons.